AUGAGAGCCCGUUCCGAAGUCAGCCGUCAGCGAUCAGCAGCAGCGGCAGCAGUGCAAGCGACAGUAACGCAGUGUCAAGGGCCGAGUGCGAUAGCGGGGGUGGGAGAGUGUGCGGCGGCGGCGGAUGGCAGUGUUUGGCGGCCGUUCGGUCGGAGAAGGACGAAGGUGUCGGCCCGCCCGGGUCGCGGCUGGCUGCCGUUCGGGGCGACGGUGCUGCUGGCAGCACUGCUCGGGCCACCGUUUGAUGUGCCACGCGGCCCGGGUUCGAACCCGGGAGUCGUGAGUGGGAGCGAGUUCCCGGAGCGGGAAUGCUGCGAUCCCGUCUAUCCACCGAUGCCCGACCUGGACGCGCUUCCGGGUCCGGUGUACCCGACGACAACGAUUUCCACCUCCUCGUUCCAGACCGGUGGCGGCGGCGGCGGUGCGGGGCCCGAAGCUGGCGGGGUAGGGCCUGGCGGCGAGCUGGGCGGCGGUAGCAGUAGCGGGGGCCUCUCCGGCCCAGGCGCCGGUUCCGGGGCCGCCGGUAAUCAACUGUCAUCUUCGCGACCGAUGCACAUCGGUUACUCUGGAUCGAAUAUUAAGACUGCGAUAGCUAUUUUAAAUUGUAUAUUAGCCCGACAACUCUGUUUCGAGGAUCCAUCAUGUUCAGCCAUCCUAGAGAUCAUCCCGCGCGUCUGCGGACCGGUGCCAGUCGCUUGCAGCACCGUCACCGUUACGAAAUGCCAAGCCGCCCUCCGGACGCUGCAGGCAUUUCCCUUUUUCCGGCCCACCUGUCUGUGCAAGGAACCGGGCAUCGAUCCGGACUGUAAUUACUUUCGGGACUUCCUGUUCGAUCAUCCUUGCGGUUUCGUGUCUAAGAAAGAAAAAGACCCGUACCCGGUGGAUGCACUGCCCACGUGCAACCAUGCACUGUCUGUGUGCCAGCAGGAGCGAAAGUGUAUUAAACUAUUUGAAGACUUUAAGCUUCACUGCAAAGUGCGGGAAAACAAGUGCCGCAUGGAAGAUAGGGAUUUAUGCUACGAAGCGUGGACUAAUCUGAGAUUAUCACCGAUGUUCGGCUGCAUCUGCCCGAAUAAUCACAUGAAGCGUAGAUGUGAUAAAAUAUUUAGCGUUGUUAACCAUAAUCCGUGCGUCGAUGUACUUCCUUCUGCACUCGAUAUAUCAUCCGGCACCGCCACCAACUCCAUCUAUCCGAACUUCUAUCCCUCCGACAUCAUUGAAGAUCCCCCGCCGACCAGCACUUACCCCUACUUCCUGUUUCCGUCGCGCAAGUACCCACCGUCCGCGUUCGGGGCCGCCAUCUACAGCGCCACCGUGGACUACAUUAAUCUACCCGAUGGCGCUUCCGGCCCCGGCAGCAACAGCUCCACCGGUGGUUCCGGCCACGAACAAGAUCAAUCCUCCUCCUCCUCCUCCUCCUCCUCGUCUUCUUCGUCCUUUUCAUCCGUGCAUCGACAGCACCCGGGCACGGAGCACAGCUAUCGCACUAGAUAUGAGCACAAUUCUGACACCUUGCACCACACCAAGCACCAAAGUACCACUCACAGUAGCCAUAAUGCACCGAUCGCAAGCAGCGAGCACCACCCGGCACCGCCGCACAAUCACAGCCGAUCACAGCCGUGGCCCGAUCAGCACCAGCCCGGUCAGCACCAGCACCAGCUGCCGCAGCACCAUUACACGGAGAGCCGGUGGGACAGCAUGUCCGUCCCAGCCGACCUCCACCAGCUACCGGAGACGGUGCGGGCAAUGGGUGUGGACGAUAAUUAUCACCGGUUGCUGGACCAGAAUAUGGCGCUGAUCGAGACGCCGCUGGUGGCGCCCUCGCACGCCUACUAUCCGCAGCACUACAAGGCGGCACUCUAUCCGUACAACGUCAGCGCCUACCACCAGCUGCACCAGCGCGGUCCGGUGGCCGGUGGCCACUUCGGUCCGGCCUGGGGCGCUCAGCCGCACCACCAGCACUCCCACCAGCACCAGCACGCCCACCAGCACCACCCACACCCGCACGACCUCGGCUGGGGUGGGGCUGGUGCCGGUGCUGGUGGUGACGGGGUCGACGGGUUCGAUGCCGGAAGCUAUCUGGCCGCCCCGGGAGGAGGGUCCUCUCCGGUCGACAAUAUUCUUAUCAGUUUGAACGGUGACGGCGGCGACGGAGACGCGGCCAUCGAGCUCGGGGGCACCAGCUACGAGCAUACGGUGGACAAACAAUUCGGCUCCGAUGACAUCGAGGAGAAGGAGGCAGAAAUGAGUUUUAUUCAUUUCCAAAGUACGUGCCAUCUGGCGCUGGACGCGUGCCGCGAUGACCAGGUCUGCUCGUCGGCCCUGAAGACGGUGCUGAUGCACUGCGAUCAGCACCGGUGCAAUCGGAACGCCUGCAUGGAGUCGCUGCAGCACUUCUACAAGAGCAUCCACGACGAUCUCAGCCUCGACAUUGCGUUCUGUCUGUGCAGGAAAACGCCCAACCGGCACGAUAGCUGCAUGAUCGCGCAGGAGAAGCUGCACCCGGUGUGUGCCCAGCGGCCCCCGGAGAGCCUCAGCCAGCCACAGCCGCAGUCUUCAUCGGGCGCCAGCGGGGCCGUCCUGUACAAUGCCCCGCCGGCGUGCCACGCGGUGGCCGAGCUGUGCCGCGAAGAUGAAGACUGCCGGGCGCGGCUCGAGGUGUUCGAACAGUCCUGCGCGGUGGACAGUGUGACCAAGAAGUGUGCCGGAAAGACGAGCGCUUGCAGGCAGGCUAUGCUUGGCAUUCUGGGCACCCCGCUGAGGACGACCUGCGCCUGCCAGGGUUCCGAUAUGCAGCAGCUGUACGACUGUCUCGGGUGGCAGCGGCUGCUCUGGCUCAACCCAUGCGUCGUGGAAUCGCAAAAGGAUUUCCAUCUGAAGCGCCUGGCGGAACUCGGACUGCUGACGACCACGACGACGAUGCAGACCACAACCAGCACGACCACGACCACCAUGAGAACAACCCGCAUGACUCUGCCGCCAACGCCACCACCGACGAAACCGAAACCGGUGUACCGACCGAAGCCGACGGAGAUCCAUACGAUCGAAACGAACUACGUGGAGACUCCCGAUACGCGGCCGGAGACGCUACGUCAGAAUCACAACGGGUUGAUCGAGCGGACGGAUUUGGACCCCGCGCGCCCAGACGAAGACGAUCGUCGCCGUCCGAACCCGACGCCCAACGAGAAGGACGAUGACGACGACGACGACGAUGAAGAUUCCGAGCGGCGGACAAACACAGUCCAGCGGCACGACGAGCAAGUUCUGCACGUCGUCAGUACGGAGGUUACCGAAAUGGAAACGCUGCCCCCGACGACCACCACCACGACGACUACCACUGAGCCUACGACCACACCCGUUCCGAUUCGGUACUGCGUGGUCCAGCGAUCGCAUCAACCGGACCAGCUGAUUGCUGAGGGCAAAAGUCGGCGGCUGUACAUCCUGGAUGACGCCGAGUGCAGUGAGCUGUGCACGUGCGGUGGCGGUGGAGAAUCCUUGGCCCUGACCUGUCACGCCCUGUGCGUACCACUCGCACCCUGCCGGACGGCGCUCGCGUACUACAGCCACGCCGCACCGGCAUACCAGGCGUUCCGGGGCCGCUGCCUCUGCUACUCGGGGCGCUUCAUCUGCAUGAGGCCACCGCCCGGCGAAUAUUUGCUGCCUGGUGGCAUCUUUCUAUUACUAGGUUAUAGUUCUACCGACGAAGCACUGUUAAGACCGCACACAAACUUAGGAGUACAGGAUGCCGUACGUGCCCUUCAGCAGUACGUCCUGCAGCAUAUAGACAAUUCGACCCUUUGUACAAUAACACUGUUCAACAUCACCGAAGAGAACAUCAUCCUUUCGAUACGGCUCCCGCUCGACCCGAAGCUCACGUCGAUGCAGCUGCUAAAGCAGGAGAAGGAUCAGUGCACGCGGAUCCUCGAAACGAUCAGCCAUCAGAUCAACACGCAGUACGUGGAGCUGUCGGCGCACCGGCUGCUCAGCAUCUUCAAGAUGGCCGAGGUGCAGAUCGUUUGGCCCGAAAUCAGCCAUGCACGCCGCACGUAUACGACUCCGUCGGUGGCCGUCAGCCUCGGGAUGGUGGUGCUCACCGUGCUCGGCACCGUGCUGUUACCACCGUUCGUCCACCGCUGGAACCACCAGCAACGAUGGCCAGCACAGCGACCCGUCACCACGUGA
This is a messenger RNA of Anopheles bellator, 4182 nucleotides long. RefSeq lists its product as uncharacterized. The coding region runs from base 1 to 4182 and encodes 1393 amino acids. Gene Ontology annotation, biological process: nervous system development. The record is from RefSeq and is a predicted model, not a curated record. NCBI's taxonomy places the organism in Eukaryota, Metazoa, Arthropoda, Insecta, Diptera, Culicidae. Gene Ontology annotation, molecular function: signaling receptor activity. The transcript is spliced from 16 exons. Gene Ontology annotation, cellular component: external side of plasma membrane; signaling receptor complex.